AUGUUGAAACUAGCUCGUCCAUUUAUCACACCAUUAUCAAAGAACAAUGUCUUUUCGUCGGGAAUAGCACCCACUUGCAGACGAUUUCAGUCUUCCUUUACGUUUUUGAAUAAUCAGUCUUUACUCUCUAAGAACCAGAUGAAAUCUAAAAGAAAAAAAGGCAGUAAAAAAGCAGCAUACCAUCGUCAGCCCGCGGAACACGAACGCACUACUCCACUUAUAAAGCGAAGCAAGCCAAUUUCCAAGGAAGAAUCCAAUGAUAUGAGAACUUUUAAUUCAAAAAAGAAGAGAAGCGAUUUUUCGUGGUUGCCAAAAGUUCCAUCUACCUCACAUUUAAAACAGAGUGACAUGACCACAAACGUACUCUAUUCUGGAUACAGGCCCCUGUUUAUUAAUCCCAAUGACCCAAAGCUUAAGGAAGACACAGGAAGUACACUGUACGAGUUUGCGAUGAAGCUAGAAGAUUUAAAUGAACCUUUGUCACCAUGGAUCUCCUCUGCCACUGGUCUUGAAUUCUUCUCAGAGUGGGACAACAUACCUAGUGAACUAUUGAGAAAUUUGAAACCUUUCCAUCCACCUAAUGAAAAACUAAUACAGGCAGAUGAUUUUCUUAAUGUAACUACUAAGAGAAGCUCAUCCGUUGCCAAUGAAACAAACGAGACGUUCAAGAAGAAAAUGGAUGAAAUCUCGAAGAGAGGAGGCAAGGGGAGAAAAAAGUCGGUGGUAACGUUACUUCAAAUGAAAAAGAAGCUUGGAGGAUGA
Saccharomyces mikatae IFO 1815 is the source of this 762-nucleotide messenger RNA. RefSeq names its product Pet20p (gene PET20). Lineage: Eukaryota; Fungi; Ascomycota; Saccharomycetes; Saccharomycetales; Saccharomycetaceae. Bases 1 to 762 code for a protein of 253 amino acids. Gene Ontology annotation, cellular component: mitochondrion. The record is from RefSeq and is a predicted model, not a curated record. The transcript has a single exon.